Messenger RNA from Drosophila innubila, 385 nucleotides. RefSeq names its product larval cuticle protein 65Ag1-like. NCBI's taxonomy places the organism in Eukaryota, Metazoa, Arthropoda, Insecta, Diptera, Drosophilidae. The record is from RefSeq and is a predicted model, not a curated record. The transcript has 2 exons. Bases 37 to 342 code for a protein of 101 amino acids. Gene Ontology annotation, cellular component: chitin-based extracellular matrix. Gene Ontology annotation, molecular function: structural constituent of chitin-based larval cuticle.
CCUUUGAAGUCUCAAACGCGCUACAUUUAUCUAAACAUGAAGUUCCUCAUCGUCUUCGUCGCCCUCUUCGCUGUGGCUCUGGCUGAAGACGUGCUCAUUGUAAAGAACGAAUUUCAUGUUGGAGCCGAGGGCUACAAAUAUGCUUGGGAAACAUCUGAUGGCCAGUCCGCCCAAGAGCAGGCCGAACUUAAGAAUCUUGGCACAGAGCAGGAGGCUAUUUCCGCUAAGGGCAGUUACAGUUUCGUUGGCGACGAUGGUCUGACCUACACAGUCAACUAUAUUGCCGAUGAGAACGGUUUCCAGCCUCAGGGCGCUCAUUUGCCCGUGGCACCAGAAGCUUAAAUAUCUUCUUUAAGUGUUUAAUAAAAUGAUUGUUUUUCCAAAA